Messenger RNA from Rhagoletis zephyria (snowberry fruit fly), 509 nucleotides. The record is from RefSeq and is a predicted model, not a curated record. NCBI's taxonomy places the organism in Eukaryota, Metazoa, Arthropoda, Insecta, Diptera, Tephritidae.
ACAACUCGCACGUUUUCACCAGCAAAGAAAAUGUCAAAGGUUUUAGAUACUAUACCAAAUGGGCGGAAAUAACAAACCCGGCAAACGGCUACCUGAAAGACUACACGCUCAUCUUUGAGGCAAAGAUAAAAACGGACCCGCCGUGCGACGUUUACAUAGACUUAGAAAAACUGACCGGUUUUGUGGGGCUGAAGAACCAGGGGGCCACCUGCUACAUGAACUCCCUCCUGCAGACGCUUUACUUCACCAACAAACUGCGCAAGGCAGUGUAUCAGAUGCCCACAGAGAGCGACAGCCAGGCGUCCAGCGUCGCCCUGGCCCUGCAACGCGUCUUCUACGACCUGCAGUUCGGCGAUCAGCCAGUGGACACGAAGAAACUGACCAAGUCCUUUGGCUGGCAGAGAAGCGAAUCCUUUCAGCAGCACAACGUGCAGGAGCUUUGUCGGGUGCUCUUCAGCAACAUGGAGAAGAAGAUGAAGGGCACCAGCGUGGAAGGAACCAUUCCCAGU